AGCAGUGGCGGGAGAGCGGGUGGAGGACGGGCCUAGUGGCCUCGAUCCCAGAGAGAGCAGAGGUUUAGGGGACCGAAAGAAAAGGGGGAGUCAUAGGCGUGGAAGAAAAGCUGAGAACCUUGAUUGCUGAGUGUGUUGCUGGGUGUGAGAGGCCUUUGGGAUAGGCUGCAAAGGUUUCUAACUAAGAAAAAGUGAAGAAGUUCCUACAAGAAUUUUACCAGGAUGAGGAAUUUGGCAAGAAGCAGUUCAAGUAUGGGAACCAGUUGGUUCGCCUGGCUCAUCGGGAACAAGUGGCAAUGUACAUAGACUUAGAUGAUAUAGCUGAGGAUGACCCUGAGUUGGUGGACUCGAUUUGUGAGAAUGCCAAGCGCUAUGCACGGCUCUUUGCUGAUGCUGUACAGGAGCUGCUGCCUCAGUACAAGGAGAGGGAGGUAGUAAAUAAAGAUGUCCUGGACGUUUACAUUGAGCAUCGGCUGAUGAUGGAGCAGCGGAGCCGGGACCCUGGGGCACCGCGAAGCCCCCAGAACCAGUACCCUCCAGAACUCAUGCGCAGAUUUGAGCUCUACUUUCAAGGCCCAACCAGUAACAAGCCUCGUGUGAUCCGGGAAGUACGAGCUGACUCUGUGGGGAAAUUGGUAACUGUGCGUGGAAUCGUCACUCGCGUUUCUGAAGUCAAACCCAGAAUGGUGGUGGCCACUUACACUUGUGACCAGUGUGGGGCAGAGACCUACCAGCCGAUCCAGUCUCCCACUUUCAUGCCUCUGAUCAUGUGCCCAAGCCAGGAGUGUCAGACCAACCGCUCAGGAGGGCGGCUGUAUCUGCAGACACGUGGCUCCAAAUUCAUCAAAUUCCAGGAAAUGAAGAUGCAAGAACAUAGUGACCAAGUGCCCGUGGGAAACAUCCCUCGUAGUAUUACGGUGCUGAUAGAAGGAGAGAACACAAGGAUCGCCCAGCCCGGGGACCACGUCAGCGUCACUGGUAUCUUCUUGCCAAUCCUGCGCACUGGGUUCCGACAGGUGGUGCAGGGUUUACUCUCAGAAACUUACCUGGAAGCCCAUCGGAUCGUGAAGAUGAAUAAGAGUGAGGAUGAUGAGUCAGGGGCUGGAGAGCUGAGCAGGGAGGAGCUGAGGCAAAUUGCAGAGGAGGAUUUCUAUGAAAAGUUGGCAGCCUCCAUUGCCCCAGAGAUAUAUGGGCAUGAAGACGUGAAGAAGGCGCUACUGCUCUUGCUAGUGGGUGGUGUGGACCAGUCCCCUCGAGGCAUGAAAAUCAGGGGCAACAUCAACAUCUGCUUGAUGGGGGAUCCUGGUGUGGCAAAGUCACAGCUCCUGUCUUACAUCGAUCGCCUGGCCCCCCGCAGCCAGUACACAACAGGCCGGGGCUCCUCUGGAGUGGGCCUUACAGCAGCUGUGCUGAGAGACUCCGUGAGUGGAGAACUGACCUUAGAGGGUGGGGCCCUCGUGCUGGCUGACCAAGGUGUGUGCUGCAUUGAUGAGUUUGACAAGAUGGCUGAGGCUGAUCGCACAGCCAUCCAUGAGGUCAUGGAGCAGCAAACCAUCUCCAUUGCCAAGGCGGGCAUUCUCACAACACUCAACGCCCGCUGCUCCAUCCUGGCUGCUGCCAACCCUGCCUACGGGCGCUACAAUCCUCGCCGCAGCCUGGAGCAGAACAUACAGCUUCCUGCUGCGCUGCUCUCCCGAUUUGACCUCCUCUGGCUGAUCCAGGACCGGCCCGACCGAGACAAUGACCUACGGUUGGCCCAGCACAUCACCUACGUGCACCAGCACAGCCGGCAGCCCCCUGCCCAGUUUGAACCUUUGGACAUGAAGCUUAUGAGCCAUGUCUGUCAUGUGUUCAGGGGAGUGGACUUGACCAUCUCUUAUGACAGACGGUACAUAGCCAUGUGCCGGGAGAAGCAGCCCACGGUGCCAGAGUCUCUGGCUGACUAUAUCACAGCAGCGUAUGUGGAGAUGAGGCGAGAGGCGUGGGCUAGUAAGGACGCCACCUAUACUUCUGCCCGGACUUUGCUGGCUAUCCUACGACUGUCCACUGCUCUGGCGCGCCUGCGAAUGGUGGACACAGUGGAGAAGGAAGAUGUGAAUGAAGCCAUAAGGCUAAUGGAGAUGUCAAAGGACUCACUUCUGGGUGACAAGGGGCAAACAGCUAGGACCCAGAGACCAGCAGAUGUGAUAUUUGCCACUGUCCGUGAGUUGGUCUCAGAGGGCCGGAGUGUCCGGUUUUCUGAGGCAGAGCAGCGCUGCAUAUCUCGUGGCUUCACACCUGCCCAGUUCCAGGCGGCUCUAGACGAGUAUGAGGAGCUAAAUGUCUGGCAGGUCAAUACUGCCCGGACACGGAUCACUUUUGUCUGACUCCAGCCUGCUUGAGACACUGGGGUCUACCCUGCACACCGUGCUAACCCCCUCCUUCAAAGGUCUACCGAUGCCCUGGAGGGAAAAGGAGCUAUGCUUGUUUUUCCUGAGCUGCACUUGUCUUAUUCAUUCCUUUUGCUAAUAAAGUGUUUAUAGAUUGCU
Messenger RNA from Diceros bicornis minor, 2528 nucleotides. It is a transcript of the gene MCM7, whose product is annotated as minichromosome maintenance complex component 7. The record is from RefSeq and is a predicted model, not a curated record. Gene Ontology annotation, molecular function: ATP hydrolysis activity; single-stranded DNA helicase activity; single-stranded DNA binding. NCBI's taxonomy places the organism in Eukaryota, Metazoa, Chordata, Mammalia, Perissodactyla, Rhinocerotidae. Bases 297 to 2366 code for a protein of 689 amino acids. The transcript has 16 exons. Gene Ontology annotation, cellular component: MCM complex; nucleus. Gene Ontology annotation, biological process: DNA replication; DNA strand elongation involved in DNA replication; DNA replication initiation.